CACAACUAGACAAACAAAAGCGGGGCGUUUUAGCAUAGACAUCUUGUGUGUUCGACGUCGUUCCUCUCUCGCAUUUGUUGGAGUUUCACAAAUGCAGCUCUCUGUUCAGCUUGACUCCACCACACCUCACCUACUUCUUCUUAAACCCAGAAUUAAAAUUAAUCUUCCUCACAAAUUUCGCUGUCCAAUCUCCAUACAUUCCCCUUCCUUACUCCUCUCUUCAAUUCAUAAUCGCCACAUGAACUUCUUCACCACACGCGCCUCUCUAAACCCUGACGACAAUAUCACCAUCUCCACCACCAACAACGGCUCCGCUUUAACUUCUUCAACUCCCGGUCGAAUUGGGGAAGUGAAAAGAGUGACAAAAGAGACCAAUGUUUUUGUCAAGAUUAACUUAGACGGUUCCGGAGUUGCUGACUCCUCCACUAGCAUUCCCUUUCUCGAUCACAUGUUAGAUCAACUUGCUUCUCAUGGGCUGUUUGACGUGCACGUGAGGGCAACUGGAGACAUUCACAUUGAUGAUCACCAUACCAACGAAGAUGUUUCGCUUGCCAUUGGAACGGCAUUGUUGCAAGCCCUUGGUGAUAGGAAAGGAAUUAAUCGGUUUGGGGACUUUUCGGCACCACUUGAUGAAGCAUUAAUACAUGUUUCAUUGGAUCUAUCCGGGCGACCACAUUUAAGUUAUGAUUUGCAAAUUCCUACAGAGAGGGUUGGAACAUAUGAUACUCAGUUGGUGGAGCACUUUUUUCAGUCUUUGGUGAAUACUUCUGGCAUGACACUUCACAUCCGACAGCUUGCUGGAAGAAAUUCUCACCAUAUUAUUGAGGCAACCUUCAAAGCUUUUGCUAGGGCUCUUCGGCAAGCAACUGAGGAAGACCCACGACGCUGUGGGACAAUACCAAGGUUUGUUAUAUUCUAUUUAGAUUAAGUUUUAUCAAAUUUU
Pistacia vera is the source of this 943-nucleotide messenger RNA. RefSeq names its product imidazoleglycerol-phosphate dehydratase 1, chloroplastic-like. The transcript is spliced from 7 exons. Gene Ontology annotation, molecular function: imidazoleglycerol-phosphate dehydratase activity. The coding region runs from base 92 to 928 and encodes 278 amino acids. NCBI's taxonomy places the organism in Eukaryota, Viridiplantae, Streptophyta, Magnoliopsida, Sapindales, Anacardiaceae. Gene Ontology annotation, biological process: L-histidine biosynthetic process. The record is from RefSeq and is a predicted model, not a curated record.